This is a messenger RNA of Bradysia coprophila, 1022 nucleotides long. It is a transcript of the gene Rab18, whose product is annotated as RAS oncogene family member Rab18. The record is from RefSeq and is a predicted model, not a curated record. Lineage: Eukaryota; Metazoa; Arthropoda; Insecta; Diptera; Sciaridae. Gene Ontology annotation, molecular function: GTP binding; GTPase activity.
UCAAUAUUAUACUGUCAUCAAAAUAUUGUUUUUGUACAAAACAUCGAAUUCAUUACCUUAUUUAAACUAAGUUAUAGAUUGAUAGCCUUUUCCGCAAAAUUCUUUGAUUUAAAGAAAAUUUUAGUUAAACGGAAACAAGAGUGCAGUGAACAAAAUUGAAUUUAUUUCGAGUGAUUUCGUUACCUUCCUUGUUUGCAUUUUGUUUUUGUUUCUGAUGAAUCAAAGUUGAGCUUUGAAGGUUCUAGCAAAUUUAUUGCGUUGCGUUUUAUUUCCAUAGUCUUUUUUUUUGGUUUGUCAUCCCUAAAUCAUUUAAUCGAAAUGGGCGAUGACUUGUUGACAACACUAAAGAUUUUGAUUAUUGGGGAGAGCGGUGUGGGAAAAUCGAGCUUAAUGCUACGAUUCACUGAAGACGAAUUCGACUCGGAACAAGCUCUUACAAUCGGUGUUGAUUUCAAAACUAAGAUCAUCAAUGUGGACGGUGUCAAUGUUAAAUUAGCCAUCUGGGACACAGCUGGACAGGAACGAUUUCGCACACUUACUCCCAGCUAUUACAGAGACGCACAGGGUGCCAUUCUUGUCUACGAUACAACGAAGAAAAAUACCUUCCAAAAGCUGGAUUCGUGGCUAAAUGAAUUGGACAUUUACGGCACCAAGACGAAUAUGGCAAAAAUGGUCGUCGGCAACAAAAUCGACCAACCCAAUCGACAGAUUAGCCGUGACGAUGGUUUUCGAUUCGCCAAAAAGCAUCGCACCAUGUUCGUUGAAGCGUCGGCUCGAAACGGUGAGGGGGUGAGGGAUGCCUUCGAGGAAAUUGUUAGGAAAAUUAUCGAAACCGAUGGACUGUGGGAACGACGGUAUGGAGAUGGUAACGUCGAUUUGAAUAAAACGGGGGCCGCAACGUCUUAUUGUCAGUCGUGUUCGUUAACUUAGUUCAUACAUUGGUUUGGUGAACGAAAUCAUUGUCGUUGUAUGAACGUUAAUUUUUCUCCCCUUUUUUUCGUUUGAAGCGUUCCAUGCUGUGG